Mauremys reevesii (Reeves's turtle) is the source of this 1125-nucleotide messenger RNA. RefSeq names its product SH2 domain containing 6 (gene SH2D6). Gene Ontology annotation, cellular component: cytoplasm. The transcript has 13 exons. The record is from RefSeq and is a predicted model, not a curated record. Gene Ontology annotation, biological process: intracellular signal transduction; cell surface receptor protein tyrosine kinase signaling pathway. Lineage: Eukaryota; Metazoa; Chordata; Testudines; Geoemydidae. Bases 48 to 974 code for a protein of 308 amino acids.
CCACUCUGCAGGGCCCCAGUGCAGCAGAGGAGUCCGAGGACGGGGACAUGUACGAGGUGCCCCCCUGUGAGAGCCAGGCCUGGAAGGUGGCUCCAGCCAGGAGGCAGGAGAACACGGACGGCACCUACCUCGAUCACGCCACUGCCCGGCGCUGCUCAGAGCCCUUCGCCCUCCUGCCGGCCAAGUUCCUGUCAAAGCUCAGCCUGGUGCCUGGCACAGACGCUGGCAAUGGAGAGGAGAUGCCCCAGGGCCUGGCCUGCGGGAAAGGUCAGGACAGAACCCGGGCGAAACUCCCUCCAGCUCCCGGCCCGAGGCCCCUGUCGACGCCUGCCGGCCCCGCUGCACCCCGGGAUCCCAGACCGACUUCGUCGGACGACAAGGAAGGACCCCCAGAGGAGGAGAUUUACCUGGUGUGUGAGCCGUCGAGCCCACCUCACUGCAGGGCGACUUGCGCCCCGAGGCCCCCACUUGGCCAGGUGCCCCCGCCACGGCUCCCAAAGCUGUCCAAGCCGAAGAUCGCCCUGCCUGGGGCCCACCACAGCCUGGCUGAUUCCUCCCCCGAAGCCUCCAGCAAAGCCCCAGCCUGGCCCAGGGCCAGUGGCUCCCUGGUGGAGGAUCCUGGCAUGCAGGACCAGGCCUGGUACGCGGGGAACUGUGACCGGCAUGUGGCAGAGAGCGUGCUGCAGGGGGUCAAUAAGGACAGCGCGUUCAUGGUGCGCCAGAGCUCGAGGCAGGGCUGGAACCAGCCAUUCACCUUGGCCGUGCUGUACAAGGGCCACGUCUACAACAUCCCCAUCCGCUACGUGGAGAGCAGCCGCCAGUACACGCUGGGCAAGGACGGGAAGAGCCGCGAGGAGCGGUUCGACAGCGUGGCCGGCAUCAUCCAGCACUACCGCGAGCACCCCCUGGUGCUGAUCGAGGGCAGCUCCGCCUCCAGGGCGCACACCUGCCUGCUCUUCCCCGUCAAGCCCUGAGGGCUGGGGACAGGCUGGGGGCCCGGCUGCGGCCACCCCCCAGCUCUGCCCUGUGGGACGCGAGGCUCUCUGCACUGGCCGCUCUGGGGCGGACAGCAGGGGGCGCCAGCGCUGCAGGAGUCCUCCGUGCUGGGCCGUGCAGCCCCCUCAG